Molecule: messenger RNA, 1755 nt
Organism: Argiope bruennichi
Lineage: Eukaryota; Metazoa; Arthropoda; Arachnida; Araneae; Araneidae
Gene: DCP2
Product: m7GpppN-mRNA hydrolase-like
Exons: 12
Coding region: 426-1649 (407 amino acids)
Biological process (GO): nuclear-transcribed mRNA catabolic process, nonsense-mediated decay; deadenylation-dependent decapping of nuclear-transcribed mRNA
Cellular component (GO): P-body; cytoplasm
Molecular function (GO): 5'-(N(7)-methylguanosine 5'-triphospho)-[mRNA] hydrolase activity; manganese ion binding; RNA binding
Source: RefSeq, a predicted model, not a curated record
ACAGUGAUCUAAGCAUCUGCGCAGUGUUGCAGCAAUUACUUUGCACAAUAAUGCAAAUUUUUUGCUGUUUAUGUUCGUCAAAACAGUAUGGGUCGUCAUAGAUUAGGUUUCGGAAAUGUUUUAAUCGGUUCUGUAUUGGGUAUAGCAUGUGGACUUUAUGUUAUGUAUCCAGCCAUACAAAGUUCUGUAGCGGAAAAAAAGAAGUUGGAAGCCAAAGUAGAAAAAGAUUAAAUUCAUAUUAGUGUGUAUCACAUGAAAAGUAGAAACUGGAAGCAUUGCAAAACAGAAGUCUUCUCUAUAAAUUUGAUUUUUUUGAAAGAAAAUAUUUGAAUUUUUCUGUAUUUUUUGUGAGAAAUUGCCGGAACUCGUAAAUUUUAAAAGCAGGAUUUGUAUAUCUUUGUGAUUGAAACAUCUGAUACUGUACCAUGACUGAAACAAACAAUCCAAGAAAAUCCUCUCAUAUACCUAAUGAUCUGUUAAAUGAUCUGAGCAGCCGUUUCAUUAUAAAUGUCCCAGAAGAAGAGCGUGUGGAUCUUAUCCGUUUAUGUUUUCAAAUUGAACUAGCUCAUUGGUUUUAUUUGGACUUCUAUUGUGAAGAAGAUUCAAAACUCCCCAAAGUUGCUUUAAAAGACUUUAUAAGAAUUAUUUUUGGACAUAUUCCAUUCCUUCAGAAAUAUGGUACAUCAGAAGUGGAUAGUGUAAUUUCAGACUGGCGAGAAUAUAAAAAGGCUGUUCCUACAUUUGGAGCAAUUUUACUGGAUGAAGAAUUAAAAAAUGUUCUUUUAGUACAAAGUUUUGUAUAUAGAGCAAGCUGGGGCUUUCCAAAAGGAAAGGUUAAUAAAGAUGAGCUGCCACAUCAUUGUGCCAUUAGAGAAGUCCUUGAGGAAACUGGUUUUGAUAUUUCUGAUUUAAUUGACAAAGAUGCCUAUCUUGAACAUUAUUUUAAUGACCAAUUGAUUAGAUUAUAUAUAAUCACUGGUGUGCCAGUAGAUGCAAAAUUUUGUCCCAAAACAAGGAAUGAAAUAAAAGGUUGCGAGUGGUUUUCUGUAAAUCAGUUGCCAACUGGAAGGAAGGAUCAGUUUAGUAAAACAAAUUUGAGUGCAAACAGUUUUUUCAUGGUUAUACCUUUUGUGAAGCAGUUAAAGAAGUGGAUUUCUGUAAAAAAUACUCAUUCCAAUCAAUCACCAUAUGAAAAAACAUUUGAAAUUGACAGGCAUAACUCAAAACAGCAGCAGCAACUAUAUACUCAGACUAAGAGUGAGUAUGCAAGAUAUACUGAGAAUACUUCCCCAGCAGAGACUCGUGGAGGCCGUCAACAACAUAAAUCUACCUACUCGCCUCCACCAAGAAUGCUUCGUCAAAGAAACAUUAAGCAUGGAGGAGAAACUGAAAAGAAGAAAAAUAUUACUCAAUCAGAUGAUAGAGGCUCAGCACAUUCUAAACAUCAUAAAAAGGUUUCUGGAGAAACCCCAAAAUUUGAAAAAAAUAUAGCAAGUUCUAAGAAAACAUUUUUGGCUACUGAAGAUGGUUUUUAUCCUGUUUCUAAGACAUGGCUAAAUUUUUCUCUGGAUUGUGAAGCUGUAGUUGCAACAUUUAAUAUUCAUUUGAGGAAAACAUCCACCUCACCUAAUGCAUACAGCUUUUCAUGACAAUAUUUCUCAUAAAAAUAUACUUUAUUACUUUCUGUAUUUUCAAAUUCAUUCAUGUAUAUUUUAGUCUUACAUAUGUUAGAAAAAUAAAAUUUUCUGAAAUGUU